Osmia bicornis bicornis is the source of this 516-nucleotide messenger RNA. Its product is annotated as MAGE-like protein 2. The coding region runs from base 1 to 516 and encodes 171 amino acids. NCBI's taxonomy places the organism in Eukaryota, Metazoa, Arthropoda, Insecta, Hymenoptera, Megachilidae. The transcript has 5 exons. The record is from RefSeq and is a predicted model, not a curated record.
AUGGAAAAGCUCAUCGUGGUUCUGGCAAUCAUUGAGUUCUGCUGGGCCAGCGAAUUAGGAUGGGGAGGUCAUGGACUGACUUUGGGGGAAAUUGACGUGGGUCACGAAGGAGGAGGCUUCAGUUUGGACGAAUUAGGAGGAUCAGAACACGAGAUUGGUCUGGGAGGUCACGGAGGAGGAGGAGGAGGUCACUUUAUACCCGUUGUUAAAGAAAUUGGAAUACCGAUACCGAAGAAGGUUCCAUUCAUUGUACCGAGCUUGCAAGUACAAUCCAUUCCCCAAAGCUACCCAGUUCCGGUGGUUGUGCAGAAACCCGUUCCAUACCCGGUGGAGAAACAGGUGUUCACCAAGGUGGAGAAGAAGGUACCCACCCCAGUGGAGAAAAUCAUCCCUGUGAAGGUCGAGAAGCAUGUUCCCUUCACUGUGGUGAAACACGUUCCUGUACCUGUGCCGAAACCAAUUCCCAUCAAGAUCCCAGUUUACAAGACGAUCAUACACAGACACAAGGGACACUAA